This is a messenger RNA of Grammomys surdaster, 522 nucleotides long. RefSeq names its product keratin-associated protein 13-1-like. The transcript has a single exon. Bases 1 to 522 code for a protein of 173 amino acids. The record is from RefSeq and is a predicted model, not a curated record. Lineage: Eukaryota; Metazoa; Chordata; Mammalia; Rodentia; Muridae.
AUGAGCUGUAAGUGCCACUCUGAUAACUUUUCUACCUCCUUUAGGAGCUGCCUGCCCACAGUGGGGUCCUCCUGUUGUUCCUCCUGCUCAAACAACCUGGCCUACACCACUACCAGCUGUUCUCCCAGCACCUGCCAGCUGAGAUCCUCUCUGAACAAUGGCUGCCAGGAGACCUGCAUUGAGCCUACCAGCUGCCAGAGGUCCUGUGUGGUGUCCAGCCCCAGCCAGAAGCCUUGUUACUACCCCAGGAGCUACACACCCUGCAGUCCCUGCCAGGGGACAUAUGCUGGCUCUCUAGGUGUUGGGUCCAGCAGCUGCUGUUCCCUGGAUUAUGGAUCUAGAAGAUGCUACAUUAUGGGUUGUGGAUCCAAUGGCUUUGAAUCUCUGAAUUAUGGAGUCUCUGGCUUCCCUUUACUGAGCUAUGGGUACAGAUUCUGCUACCCAACUGAUCCGGCUGCUAGUAUAUACCAACCAUAUUAUAAACCAACCUGUGGUAAUAUUUUCUAUGGAUUCAAUUGCUGA